AAAUCUUCAAGUAAAUAGUUGUGGAAGCAAUGAAGAAUACUUAUUUCCAUGUAAUUUUGACAUUAUUAGCAACCCUUUUGGUGGUUUCAGUGCAUGGGCAAAUUUCAACGCCAUGCACAACCUCAAUGAUCUCCAACGUCACGCCAUGCCUAAAUUUCAUAACUGGAAGUAGUGCAAAUGGCCGUUCGACACCAACUCCGAGCUGCUGCGCUUCUUUGAAAUGGCUUAUGAGUACUAGUACGGACUGUGCUUGUCUUGUUUUAACUGCCAAUGUCCCUGUUCAACUGCCCAUUAACCAAAUUUUGUCCCUAGGCCUCCUCACAGCCUGUAACAUGGGCGGUAUUCCAACUCAGUGCAAAGCCUCUGGCACUCCUCUUCCAGCUCCAGGUCCUGUGGCAAUUGGGCCAGCACUUUCACCUAUGGCUACUUCGCCUCUCAGUCCACGAGCUUCCAAACAAACAUCAUUUCCUCCAGCAGAAGCACAGGCAUCAUCAGCAGAGGAAUCAGAAGCACCAACCACCCCCGCCAGGAUCAGGCCAGUUUUCACACCGCCAUCAUUGACAUCCGCCUCCCUCCCAUCCUACACUUCCCCAGCAUCAAUUCUACUGCUACUUUUAGGAAUCUUGAUUUUCAACGGCUAUAAAUUUUCAUUUUAAGUAUUCCAAAUCUCAUUGACGGGUAAUAAUUAUGUUGUCGCAUUGCAACAUUACUUGAAUUAUUAGAUUCGCAGCUACUUUCAAAUUCUAUUAA
This is a messenger RNA of Mangifera indica (mango), 750 nucleotides long. RefSeq names its product non-specific lipid transfer protein GPI-anchored 16-like. The record is from RefSeq and is a predicted model, not a curated record. Lineage: Eukaryota; Viridiplantae; Streptophyta; Magnoliopsida; Sapindales; Anacardiaceae. The coding region runs from base 30 to 656 and encodes 208 amino acids. The transcript is spliced from 4 exons.